This is a messenger RNA of Tachyglossus aculeatus (Australian echidna), 2062 nucleotides long. It is a transcript of the gene TTPA, whose product is annotated as alpha tocopherol transfer protein. The coding region runs from base 157 to 1011 and encodes 284 amino acids. NCBI's taxonomy places the organism in Eukaryota, Metazoa, Chordata, Mammalia, Monotremata, Tachyglossidae. The record is from RefSeq and is a predicted model, not a curated record. Gene Ontology annotation, molecular function: phosphatidylinositol bisphosphate binding. The transcript is spliced from 5 exons. Gene Ontology annotation, cellular component: membrane.
AGGAGGGGAGGAGGAUCGGCAGGAGGGGAGGAGGCUGGUGUGGCCAGUCCUGCCCGUGCUCAACCUGAGCCCCGGGUCUGCAGGGUCCGCGGCGGCAGGCUGAGCUCGGGGCUCGGCCCCUGCCCCGGGCCCCCCGGUCCCCUCUCCCCCCGCCCCAUGUCCCUGGAGGCGGCGGAUCCGGGGUCGGGCGAGCACCCGGGCGGCGUCCUGUCCGGGAAACUCCUCAACGAGCAGCCGGACGAGUCCCCGCUGGUGAAGCCCGCCGUGGCCGACCUCCGCCGCCGGGCCGCCGCCGCCGCCGGCCCCGGGACCCUCACCGACGCCUUCCUCCUCCGCUUCCUGCGCGCCCGGGACUUCCACACCGACCAAGCUUGGAAGCUAAUGCAAAACUAUCACAAAUGGAGAGCCGAAUGCCCGGAAAUCAGUGCAGACCUCCGACCAGCAACCAUUCUUGGCCUGCUUCGGGCUGGUUACCAUGGAGUCCUGAGGUCCAGAGACCAGACCGGCAGUAGAGUUCUCAUUUACAGAAUUGCCCAGUGGGAUCCCAAGGAAUUCUCUGCCUAUGAUGUGUUCCGGGUGAGUCUGAUCACCUCCGAGCUCAUCGUGAAGGAAGUGGAGACGCAGCGGAAUGGAAUCAAGGCUAUCUUUGAUCUCGAAGGGUGGCAGUUCGCACACGCCUUCCAGAUCAGCCCCACAGUGGCCAAAAAGAUCGCUGCCGUGCUCACGGAUUCUUUUCCCCUAAAAGUCCGGGGCAUUCACUUGAUAAAUGAGCCUUCCUUCUUCCAUUCUGUUUUUAUGAUGAUAAGGCCUUUUCUGACAGAAAAAAUAAAGCAGCGGAUUCACCUGCACGGGAGCAAUUAUGAACAAACCCUAACUCAGCACUUCCCAGAUAUUCUCCCCGUGGAGUAUGGCGGCGAGGAUUUCUCCAUGGAAGACCUCUGUAAGGAAUGGACAGACUUCAUAAUGAAGUCAGAAGAUUAUCUCCACAGCAUUUCUCAGAAGGUCGAGUGAGAAGAUGACUUGGAACAUUCAUUCAUUCAAUCAUAUCUGUUGAGCGCUUACUGUGUGCAGAGCACUGUAUUGAGUGCUUGAAUCUGGGAAGUGCUAGGAUUAUGUCUCAGGGUGGGGCUUGCUAAUUGUGAACCCUGGCGAUGAAUGGUAAUCUGUCUAAUGUGAAAUUGCUUCCAGUAAGACCAAUCCUGGGUAAGGACCAUCUCCAUAUGUCGCCAACUUGUACUUCCCAAGCGCUUAGUACAGUGCUCUGCACACAGUAAGCGCUCGAUAAAUAUGAUUGAAUGAAUGAAUGAACGGGAAAGUGCUGGUGUGUGGCGGUGGAUGGAGGUGAUCCUUGCCUUCUUGUGUUUUCUUGUUCCUUGGAGAUGGCCGCUCUGGAUUCCCACCUAGGCCCCUGGGAAGGGACGGUAUCCGGCCUCCCCUGAGCACAGGGAAGAGGACCCUAUCUCCACAGCUCAUUCAGAUUCCCUCAGAUUACCCUGUGGAUGCAGGACACUGAACUGGGAGCGACAGAGGGCAUCCAGAAGAUACACCACACACAUCCUCCUCCAUCCACCUCAGACCGAGUCUCGUCCCUUCUUUCUGGGCCUACCCCUUCUCAAGGGGGGCCCUCUGCUCCAUCCCAGCAGGGUGUUUCUCUUUCUUUCCCCAGCCUUCACCCUGCCGCCUCCUCACAUGUAGGCCAUGUAUCCCUGCCUGGCUGCUCCAGCUGGCUAUUACUAGCCAGAGGAAGGGUUGCAAUAGUGGGAGGGGAGAAUUAGUCUCAGAAGGAUGAGAGCAUGUGGUGUAAUUGGAGAGAGAGAGAAAGAAAUAAAGAGAAGGAAGGAAGGGAGAGAGAAAGAAAAAAGUACAAAUUAACCACUAGCCUAGGUGUGCAUGACCAGGGUAGUCCCGGCGGCCUAUAUGGGAAAUUUCUGGAGUGAGGUGCCUUUAUAAGCAGCAACCAGGCUACCAUUGAGCUCAAUACCAGGUAAAAACAGCAUUGCCUAGUGGAUAGAGCGUGAGUUUGGGAAUCAGAAGGACUGCCACGUCGGCUCUGUGACCUCAG